AUGAUUAUUUUCUCUCUAAAUAUUAGAGGAGGUGGUAAGAGGGUGAAGAGGAAGAGGAUAGGUUUCAAUAUUCAGAGAGGUAGGGCGGAUGUUGCUUUCUUACAAGAAACAAAAUUGAGGGAUAUUCAGUUUCACCAUGUCAAGGAGUUUUGGGGUGAUGAGUGGGUGGAAUGGUCUCAUUUCGAGGCCGAAGGGACAGCGGGAGGGAUGCUUAUUAUGUGGCGGAAAGAUUUCUUCAAUCUCAAUUUUAGUUUUCGUGGAGAGGGAUUUCUAGGUGUUUGUGUGGAGAAGGAUAACAAAAGGUUAUACUUGGUCAACAUUUAUGCGUCUUGUGAUCACAAAACUAGAGUGAAUUCUUGGAGAAAGUUAGUGGAUUUGAAGAGGAGGAGUGUUGUUGGAUCUUGGUGUAUUGGUGGGGACUCCAACAUUGUCUCAUCUACGGAGGAGAGAGUAGGUAUUUCGAAAAAGAAUUAUAGAAACGAAAUGACCGACUUCUUGAACUUUAUCGAUGAGAUGGAGUUAGUGGAUCCACCUACGAUUGGAGGGAAAUUUACGUGGUCUAAUAGAAGCGGGAGUGCUAUGAGUAGAUUGGAUAGAUUUCUUUUAUCUUCUUCUUUUAUUGAUGAUUGGAAAGUGGAGGGUUAA
Molecule: messenger RNA, 645 nt
Organism: Vicia villosa (hairy vetch)
Lineage: Eukaryota; Viridiplantae; Streptophyta; Magnoliopsida; Fabales; Fabaceae
Exons: 1
Coding region: 1-645 (214 amino acids)
Biological process (GO): base-excision repair
Cellular component (GO): nucleus
Molecular function (GO): double-stranded DNA 3'-5' DNA exonuclease activity; phosphoric diester hydrolase activity; DNA-(apurinic or apyrimidinic site) endonuclease activity
Source: RefSeq, a predicted model, not a curated record